Oenanthe melanoleuca is the source of this 9105-nucleotide messenger RNA. RefSeq names its product myomesin 1 (gene MYOM1). The record is from RefSeq and is a predicted model, not a curated record. The coding region runs from base 218 to 5755 and encodes 1845 amino acids. The transcript has 40 exons. Gene Ontology annotation, molecular function: protein binding. Lineage: Eukaryota; Metazoa; Chordata; Aves; Passeriformes; Muscicapidae.
ACUGACUGCAGGCAUUAUUUUUGUUCUGGACCUUGAAGUCCAGUCCUUACCCCUCGUCCUAACUACCUCUUCCUUUGCUGGCUUCACUGCUGCUGUAUUUUUGUGCUAUUCAUCCACUUGGGAGCUCUUCCAUUUGCUGCCAUUCGUUUGGGUCCUGACAUCCUCCUGUUUAUCUACACUGAUAGAAGUGUGGUGAAGCCCAGAAUUCGAAGGCACCAUGAUGUCUCUACCGUUCUACCAAAGACACCACGAGCACUACGACCGUGCGUACCGGCACAAAGCGCUGUCCUCCACGGUGAGCCAGUACCAGAAGGAGACCAAGAGCAGAUCUGCUCUCUAUGCCCAGGGAUCUGCAGCUUACGCCAGGGGCUCCUCAGCCUACCGCCACUCGUCUGCAGGCUUCAGCCUUGACUCCUCGGCAGCCUACAGCCACGGCUCCUCAGCCUACGACCUCGAGUCGGCGGCCUACAGCCACGGCUCCUCAGCCUACGGCCUCGAGUCGGCGGCCUACAGCCACGGCUCCUCAGCCUACGGCCUCAAGUCGGCAGCCUACAGCCACGGCUCCGCGGCCUACGGCCUCGAGUCGGCAGCCUACAGCCACGGCUCCGCGGCCUACGGCCUCGAGUCGGCAGCCUACAGCCACGGCUCCGCGGCCUACGGCCACUCUGCCGCGCACAGCAAGAGAUCUGCUGCCUACAGCCUCGACUCUGAGGCCCUCAGCACCAGCUCAGCUGCCUACAGCCAUGCCUCUGAAUCCAUCAACAAGCUGGCUGCAGCCUACAGGCUGGGAUCUGAAGCCUACAGCCUGGGACUGAAAAAUUCCAACUUAAUGAUAGAAGAUCAAUCCUACAAGAUGAGUCCCAAAGCAAAGAGAGCAAAACAGAGUUUGAUAUCAGAGGACAAAGAGAAUGAAGCCUUAGACUACUCAGUGCCCAUAUUCACAGGACGAGAAGUGAAUCUCAGUGGUAUCACAGACACUGAAGAAGAGAGAAUUAAAGAAAGUGCUGCAUAUGUUGCCAAGAGGAACCUUUUUGCCACGGGGGAAGGAGUUAGUGUCAAAAAAGUGGCCAAGACAACUUCUGAAGAGGAGCAUCAUGAAAAAAAAUCCAGGAAAGUGGCAAUCCGGGAGUCUGCUGAACGUGUAGCCAUGAAGAAAACGCUAGAAGAGACUCAAGCAUUCCAUAAAAAGUUGAAUCAAGAUAAACUGUUGCAUGCUCCUGAGUUUAUUAUUGAGCCUCGUUCCCACACUAUCUGGGAAAAGGAAAAUGUUAGAUUUAAUUGUUCCGUGGCUGGCUGGCCUGAACCCCGUGUUACAUGGUACAAGAAUAAUGUGCCCAUUGAUGUACAGGCUCACCCUGGCAAGUAUAUCAUUCAGAGUCGAUAUGGGCUGCACUCCCUGGAGAUUACUGAAUGUGAAUUUGAUGACACUGCCCAGUAUCAUGCCUCUGCUAUGAACGUUAAAGGAGAAGUUUCAGUUUAUGCUUCCCUCGUGGUAAAGAGGUACAAAGGAGAAAUUGACGCAAGUCUUUUGCAUGCUAGAAAUCUUUCCCUCUCUCCAUUUGCUGUUACCCCUCAUGGCUAUGCUUCCAGGUUUGAAAUCAGCUUUGUUGACAAGUUUGAUGUAGCCUUUGGGAGAGAAGGCGAGACAAUGAGUCUGGGCUGCACAGUUGUCAUCAAUCCCGAUAUCAAGCGCUUCAAACCAGACAUUGAGUGGUACAGAAAUGGUGUUCUUAUUACACCAUCCAAAUGGGUCCAGAUGCAGUGGAGUGGGGAGCGAGCUUCUUUAACCCUGACUCAUGCAAACAAGGAAGAUGAAGGUCUUUACACGCUUCGAGUGGCGAUGGGAGAGUACUAUGAAGAGUACAGUGGUUAUGUCUUUGUUCGAGAUGCUGAUGCUGAAAUCCCUGGAGCCCCUGGUGCACCACUGGAUGUGCAGUGCUUAGAUGCCAACAAAGAUUAUGUCAUUGUCUCCUGGAAGCAACCUGCUGUUGAUGGAGGAAACCCCAUCCUUGGAUAUUUCAUUGACAGGUGCGAGGUUGGCACCUCCCACUGGACCCAGUGCAAUGAGAAUCCCGUGAAGUUUGCUCGUUUUCCUGUCACUGGUCUGAUUGAAGGCCGUUCCUAUAUCUUCCGAGUCCGAGCAGUGAACAAAGCUGGAGUCAGCCUGCCAUCCCGGGUAUCAGAGCCUGUGGCUGCUCUGGAUCCUGCAGACAGAGCCAGGCUUAGAAGUCACCCUUCUGCUCCUUGGACUGGACAGAUUAUUGUGACUGAGGAAGAACCUGCAGAGGGUGUUGUUCCUGGUCCCCCCACAGACCUCCAGGUUAUUGAGGCCACCAAGAACUAUGUUGUGCUUAGCUGGAAACCUCCUGGACAGCGGGGCCAUGAGGGUAUCAUGUACUUUGUGGAAAAGUGUGUUGCUGGCACAGAGGAAUGGCAAAGGGUGAACACUGAGAUCCCUGUGAAGUCCCCUCGCUUUGCAGUUUUUGAUUUGUCUGAAGGCAAAUCCUACUGUUUCCGCGUUCGCUGCUGCAACUCGGCCGGGAUCGGUGAGCCCUCGGAGGCAACUGGGGCCACCGUGGUGGAUGACAAACUCGAUAUUCCCAAAGCUCCUGGCCGUAUUAUGCCAACUAGGAAUACAGAUACUUCAGUUGUUGUCACUUGGACAGAGCCCCCAGAUGCCAAGGAGCUGGUUGGGUACUACAUUGAGUCAAGUGUGGAAGGAUCUGGUCGUUGGGAACCAUGCAACAACAAUCCAGUGAAAGGCACAAGAUUCAUUUGCCAUGGGCUCAGCAAUGGUGAGAAGUACAUUUUCAGAGUCAGAGCUGUGAAUGCAGCAGGACUCAGUGAAUUUUCACAGGAAUCAGAGCCUAUAGAGGUGAAAGCAGCCAUUGGGGGAGGAUUGCUUCCUGGUGUGUGUCCUGAACUGAGUGGUAAAGCUGCUGGACUAACAGCCCACACUACCAGCUGGGAAGGCAUGCAUGAGGCCUCCCAGCCUGUCUUUGACACUGAUGCUUUGCUAAAAUGCAAUGCUAAAUUUAAUAGAGAGACACUUCCCAGUAGCUGUGGCAAACUGGGGAGUACAGGAGACAGUAACACGAGAGAAAUGGUUAAGGACGCUGUCACAUCUGCACCACAAAAAGUUGCUGCUAAGCAGGCAAGUAAGUCUCGACCCAAGGAUCUUUUGACAGUGGAAAAAGUUACAAAGAAUAAAGAUACAGCUGCUCCAUCCCCACCCUACGACAUCGUGGUGCUCGAGAGCGUUCGUGACUCCAUGGUUCUGGGCUGGAAACAACCUGAAGCCAUCGGUGGAACUGAAAUUACUGGCUACUACGUGAACUACAGGGAAGUGAUUGAUGGAGUUCCUGGGAAAUGGAAGGAGGCCAACAUCAAGGCUGUCACUGAGAGGGCAUACAGGAUCCAAAACCUGAAGGAAAACAUGGUGUACCAGUUCCAGGUGGCUGCUGCUAACCUGGCAGGGGUUGGGGCACCCUCCAAACCCAGCAAGCCCUUCAAGUGUGAAGAGUGGACCAUUGCUGUGCCUGGGCCACCUCAUGAUGUCAAAUGCACAGAAGUUAGGAAGGACUCUCUGGUGUUACUGUGGAAGGAACCAGUUUAUUCUGGUCGUAGUCCCAUAGUUGGUUAUUAUGUUGAUAUGAAGGAAACUGAAGCAAAGGAGGAACACUGGAGAAGUGUCAACGAAAAGCCCCUUCAAAAGAAAUUCCUGAAGAUUGGUGGCCUGACACAAGGUGUGAGCUACGUUUUUCGUGUGCGGGCAACAAACCAGGCUGGCGUUGGGAAGCCAUCAGAUGUGACAGAUGCUGUCCUAGCUGAAACACGACCAGGAACCAAGGAAGUGGUGGUUGAUGUAGAUGACAAUGGAGUAAUUUCCUUGAACUUUGAAUGUGAUCAGAUGUCUCCAGACUCUAAGUUCAUUUGGUCCAAGAAUUAUGAGCCAAUUCAGGACGACCCUCGACUGAACGUCGACACCAAAGGCGGAAAGUCAAAACUUUCCUUUAAGGAUCUUGGAGAAGAUGAUUUGGGAAUUUACUCUUGUAUUGUUACAGACACUGAUGGAGUUUCAUCAAGCUACACAAUUGAUGAGGAAGAAAUGAAACGCCUGCUUGCUCUGAGCCACGAGCGCCAGUUCCCAACUGUCCCACUUAUCUCUGAGUUGGCAGUGGAAAUCUUGGAAAAAGGAGAAGUGAGAUUCUGGCUGCAAGCUGAAAAACUGUCCGGCAAUGCAAAGGCCAACUUUGUGUUUAAUGAUAAGGAGAUUUUCAAUGGAGAGAAAUAUAAAAUGAAGGUGGACAAGAAUACUGGCCUUGUUGAAAUGAUUAUGGAUAAACUGGAGGAAAAGGAUGAGGGCACUUACACGUUCCAGCUGCAGGAUGGAAAAGCAACCAAUCAAUCAAGUCUUGUCCUCAUUGGUGAUGUAUUCAAGAAGCUACGGGAUGAAGCAGAUUUCCAGAGAAAAGAGUGGCACAGGAAACAAGGUCCUCAUUUUGUGGAUAAACUGGGAUGGGAAGUCACCGAUGAGUGUAAUGUGCUGUUGAAAUGUAAGGUGGCUAAUAUUAAGAAGGAAACACACAUUGUGUGGUACAAAGAUGACAGGGAGAUUAUGGUAGAUGAAGAGCAUGACUUUAAGGAUGGCGUAUGUACUCUGCUGAUAUCAGAGUUUUCUAAGAAAGAUGCUGGCACUUAUGAAGUCAUACUGAAGGACGACAGAGGAAAGGACACCAGUGAGCUAAAGCUCAAGGACACAGCUUUUGCAGAUCUGAUGAAUGAAGUAUGCAGAAAGAUUGCUUUAUCUGCAACAGACCUGAAAAUCCAGAGCACAGCUGAGGGUAUCAGGCUGUACUCCUAUGUUACUUAUUAUGUGGAAGAUUUGAGAGUAGGCUGGGUGCACAAUGACACCCAGAUUAAGUUCACAGACCGAAUGAGGACUGGUGUGACCGGGGAGCAGAUCUGGCUGCAGAUCAAUGAGCCAACUCCACAGGACAAGGGCAGGUACACCAUGGAGCUCUUUGAUGGCAGCACAACUCACAAAAAGGCUGUGGAUCUUUCUGGGCAAGCAUUUGAUGAAGCCUUUGCUGAGUUCCAGAGACUAAAGCAAGCUGCAAUUGCAGAGAAAAAUCGUGCACGGGUACUUGGAGGUUUGCCCGAUGUUGUCACCAUCCAGGAGGGCAAGGCACUUAAUCUUUCUUGCACUGUCUGGGGAGAUCCCACCCCAGAGGUCUCAUGGCUGAAGAAUGAAAAAUCAUUUGUAUCAGAUGCCAAUUGCAUCCUGAAGUUUGAAUCUGGAAAAAAUGUCAGCUUUUCCAUUUCUACUGUGUCCACACACGACUCUGGGAAAUACAGCAUUGUGGUGAAGAACAAGUACGGUACAGAGACCAGCGACGUCACUGUGCUUGUGAUGCCUGUGUCAGGGCAGACUGACACAGUCCAAGGACACGAUCAAAGUAACAAAACUGCAUCUAAAAAGAAAAAAGCAAUGACAACAAGCAAACAGAAGGAAGAGGGAAAGAAAGAUUUUAUUAAGCCACACAUAGAAGAAAUUACUGCUACAGAAGAGACACCUGAUCCAAAUGAAAUACCCCCUGUGGAAAUAGAAAAGGAUACAAAAAGCAACCAGCAAGCAGCAAAGAAGACUUCUGGAAAAGCAGGAGUAGCAGAAAAGGUUCCUCAACCCACGGAAAGCUUGGAUAGGCAGGCAAAGAAACCACCAGAAAAAGCUGCCUUGAGUAAAUCCCACUGAGCUUCAAUGAAGAAUGUGAUCCUGUCACAAACAGGAUAAUAAGUCCAACUUGAGAUUUCAUGUGUGGUAUCUUAACCAUAAUAUUUUAACACUGGAUUUUAUUAACAGGAGUUUUUUUGUAACAUUUGUAGUAUUUCCUAACUUUAAAUUUAAAUGCACAGUAGAUGGGCACUUAUGUCUCAGUACCAGAUAACUGCACUGCAAGAAUUUCUAAGUAUCUGAAUAAUGAUACAUGUACUGUCAAUAUGAAUUUAAUUACCAAAAAAUGUCCAUUAUAAGCAGAGUUCAUUGGAGCAAAUCCUGCCCAGAACUGACAUAUUUACUACAGUGUAAAUGAAUAUUGGUAUCAUUGCACGGAUGUGUUUAUCAAUAUUUAUAGGCCAUCACAGCUUGAGGCAGAUGCUGCUGGCUUUUUCAAGAAAUUAUAUAUACAGCCCUCUUCAUGCCAUGUGGACUUUUCCCCAUGACCAGUUUCGCAACAGUGGAAGAUCUCCAAAACAGAUUUCCAAUGGAUGCGGGGGGUGGGGGGUCAUAAGUAGUUUUCUUUCAAUCCAAGUUUCUCUCAUUCAAACCUGCUCCAUCAGGUGGAUCAGGACCACAUCUGGCCAUUUCUUAUCACCAAGACUCACAUGACUGCUUUCCAGUACUCUCCACUUCAUUAACUCCCUCAAAGCCUUCAUGAUUUACUGUGGAUAUAGCAUUAACCCAUGAAGUAUCAGCUGCCCCACGUGCUCAUUUUCCUCCACAAUUUUUGCCACAGUACUCAGAUUUCUGAUAAAGCCACUGCUCUUCUUCCUCAGAGGCUUAGCCCAAGGCUAUCCCUUCUUCCACUCACUAUCAUCAUAUCCACUGGUUUAUUAUUCAUGGCCAUGUAAGUAAGGAAUAAAUGCAUGGCAAGAAUCUCUGCAUUAAAUCAUUGCUGUGCUCAUUCACAUUCAUUACUGUGUUCAUUCACAUGUUUAUGUACUGAAGAUAUAAGAAAAAUAUGACUCAUUUGCAAAUGCUUAGAUAACAUGGAAGAAGCAGAGUUCAAACUGAAAAACAAACCAAUAAAAAUAAAGGUCAGAAUUCAUUUUGUUGCUAUGUGAGCUGAGUUCAACUUUAAAGUGACCAGAAGCUAUAAAACAUAAGAAAUUAAAAUAAGAUAUUUUAAUUACUAGGAAAAUAUUCCUAUUGUUUUCAACUCUAAGAAGGCUCGAUCAUAUUGUAUUGUCUUUUUCCAGAUGGAUUAUUGAUGAAAAGUCACUGAAUUCCACUGUAUUUCUAGGUGCUGGAUCUAUGAUUAAUGUAGAAAUACUGAAAACAUAAGAAAUACCAGUUUCUACUCCAUCCUUAUAGAACUGUUAGCAUAAGAAAGCAAAGACUCUCAAUAGCAUGUAAAUGCAUAGAAGUCAAAAUGAUGAUAUCCUAGAUGAGAAGAAAUUAAUUUCCUUCUAGUACAAUUCCAAUAGGAUUCUAUUCAACUCUUUUUAAAACCAACAGAAAUUUUCUGACUGGAUGAAAUACUGGAUAGAACACUUAUAUGUAGGCAAGUAGAGUAAUAAUGUUUCUGUAAACAAUGUAAAGGGUUUAAAUAACUUGGAUGGUCCAUAGUGACAGAGUGACAGAAGGAUGUAGGAUGCAACAGAGGAAAAACUGUAGAAAGCAAAAUACUGACUUCUACACAAAAUGGUAUAGGGAGAAACUUAAAUGCAGGCUGAACUACAACUAAAACAAUCUAACUACACUUAGGUACUGUUAGACAUUGAGCUCAACCCAGUCCUCCAUCACAUCUUUUUCUAAAUCUAUGUAUUACAGCCCAGCAGCCAAGGACAUAAGCACAGGUCCCACAGAGAAAUGCAGCAAGGCCACCCCAAUUCAUGUAGUUUCUCAUACAAUUAUUACAGAAAAUGACAAAUACCUAGAGAUGUGCAAUUCUAUCACUCUGCCAGAGUUACAGAGAGUGGCCCCUCAAAAGCAGCAGGUUGUUUCACACACCUCUCCCUUGCCAUGGCAAUUAUUUCAAGCUGCCUUACAUCUGUAAAGAUGCAUCACCUCUCCCAGCUCCUUCGGGUGGGAGCCUGCCUGCCACAAACACCACUGGCACUGAGUAAGUUAUUUAUAGAACAGACUGUACCACUGAGAGCCUGAUCCAAUUCCUGCAAAACGCCACGGGGGUCUUUUCAUUAGCUUUAAUAGAAAUCAAGCUAGAUCUCAGAAGAAUGUUCUAAAAAUGUCCCAAAUCUCAGAUUGCAAAGCCCAUUUUUCUCACCCUGAAGCCAAUAGCAGAUCUCUCUUUUGUGUCAUUGUAGCAGAAUCAGGUCUUAGAUUUUUUGCUGCAAGAAAAAUCACUGUUUUCCUGGUAUUUCAAUUAAAACCUACUGGAAAUAGCUUUAAAAUUUUAAACUUAAAUGCACUAGGGUUUGGGGACUUUUUUGUUAAAUUUGGAUGGUUCCUCAUAAAGCUGGAAAUGGAGUCAAAUCAGUCUACAGGAAUACAUUUUCUAUCCAGAAGAAUAGUGUAGUUAUGCACAGUAAUGAGUUAAACAUAUCAAAGAUUACCCUCCCUUUUUCAUUUUUAUUAUUUAAGCUGUAGUGUUUCACAGAUAUAUUAACAAAACAUUCAAAAUGAAUAUGAACAGAACUGUUGAGUAUACUAAAGCUUAUAUUUUACUCUGGUUGAAUAAUUUCUUUCUUGCAUUUUAAAUAUAUUAAUUAUAUUCUAUUCUCCAUUAUAAGUAUGAAAAAUUGUUUCAGUCUGUCUGCAUUACAUAAUGAUAGAAUGCAAAUUAUUUCUGUAGCAACAGGAUCUCCUAUCAAACACAAUCAUUUAACUCAUUUAAACUAAGGCACUGGAUGCAAUGUUUAUCUGAAGUGCAUUUCUCUUUAUUUUCUAAUUUCUCACCUACAUAUUUCCUCUCAGCACAAAUUACUCUUUAUAUUUAUAUUUAUAAUUCUUCUAGAAAUUAAUUUUCUCCCAUUAUAAUAACUGUACUUAACAACAAGGGAAGGUGUUGCAAUAAGUUAUAUUAUCCAGUCACCUUCUAAUACCACAAAGGAUGAUUUUUGAAGAUGAAAAAGGAUGAGAAAAAUAGGCUUUGACUUCCACUGCAGUACAGGCACUGUGAUACCAGCUGUCCUUGAAUUCUUCUGGAUUUCUUAGCCAAUGAUUAAGGAAGAUCUGUCUGAGCUCUGAGACUGACAGACAUAAUUUGGUAAUACAUUAAGCCAUAAUCUUUGAAGCAGCUAGUUGCAAACUGAGAUCAUCCUUAAACUAGCAUAGAGUGCAUUUCUGCUCUUUGCUUUUGAAUAGCAACUAUAAGGUAAAUGCAUAAAAGACAUCCCAUUUAAUCUGAUUUAUACAGGGCAGAC